Molecule: messenger RNA, 1397 nt
Organism: Moneuplotes crassus
Lineage: Eukaryota; Ciliophora; Spirotrichea; Euplotida; Euplotidae
Source: the annotation of a GenBank genome assembly
CUUUAAAAUGGGUGGCUGCCAGAGUAGAUCAAAGACUGAUAAAGCGAUUGUAAAGAACGAGCAAGCUAUAUCGAAUUCGAAAGAAGAACAUAAAGAAGUAAAACAAGUUCUGAAAAGGCAAGAAGAAGCAAAGCCAGUGAGACCUCAAGCGCCAACAAAAUAGCGAAUCCAAACCCCACCAUGUUACCUCUAAAGGACAACAGCAAACUGUCAUCAAGAAUGAAGGAAUUCCAGGAGCCAUUCCUCCAGAGCCAACACAGUUCGUCAUGGAAAUCAAUGAAAGCUCUCAGCCAGCUCCAGCUAAGCCAGAGACACCCAGCGAAACAGUUGAGCACAGCAAACAGCCUGCUCCAGUUGAAAGCAAUCCUGAACCAGCAGUCAUCAAAGUUGAGGAAGACCACAAAGCAGAACAGUCGCCACCAGCACAUCCCGAGCACAAUGAUGAUGCACAACACAAUCAUGACGACCAACUCAAGCAAGAGUCGAAGCCAGAGUCUCCGAAAGCUGAAUCUGACAAGUCUGACAAGCAGGACUCAGUACACGAACAAGAACAUAAAGAUGAGGGUAAGGAAGACAAGCCAGAUGCUCAGUCUGAAGCAAAGUCAGAUACUCCAGCUGAUAAAGAGCAAAGUCAAAAGCAAGAUGAGCCAGAUGAACCAGAAGAGCUAGAAGAGAAGAAACAGGAUGAGCCCGAAGAGUCGCAUGAGGAGCCAAAAGAGGUCCCUCAUGAAGCCUCUGACAAAGACCAGCAUGAGGAACAACCACAGGAUGAACAGCUUGAUGCUUCACAAGAACCUGAACAGCCUGAGAAAUCAGAAGAUAAGCAAGACAAGCAAGAAGAACCAGAUAAUGAAGAUGUGAAUGAAGAAGCCAAGCAAGAACCAACUGAAGAACAACAAGAACCAGUCGAAGAACCAGCACAUGAGUCAACAGAAGAACCAGCAGAAAGCAAACCUGCAGAAGACUCUCAGCAAGACCCAGCUCCUGAAGAACAUGCUUCAGAGCAAGACCACAAGUCCGAGACUCAUGAAGACAAACAACAUGACUCUCAUGAUGAGGCUCAGGAAGCAGCACCAGAUGAGUCUUCGCAAGCUGAUGACAAACAAGAUACUCAAUCUCAAGCUCAAGAUCAACAAAAAUCUGAGUCUAAUCAUGAAGAGGACAAACAUCAAGACCACAAACAAGCAGAGUCUUCUAAGGCUGGAUCAGAGCACGGAGACCAACCCGAGGCAUCCACUAAAAAGGUAGAAGACAUUGAAGAGGUGCCCCAAAAGAACAUAAGCAAUACAUCAGAGCCAGAGAGCAGGAACAAAGUGAUAUCAUAUGAAGAAUCAACAAAGAAGGAAGCAGAGGAAGUAGGAGAGGCUCCUAAGGAAGCCGCUGUCGAAGAAUAAGCA